CAACGUCACACUCACCUGAAAUAUGGAGUGGGGAAAACACUCGAUGUCCGCCGUCUGAGCGCUGUAUGUGCGGUAACAACAUGUCAGCGCCUCUACCUGCCAUUGUGCCCGCCGCUCGGAAAGCCACCGCAGCGGUGAUAUUUCUCCAUGGCCUGGGUGACACCGGACAUGGUUGGGCAGAGGCUUUCGCUGGCAUCAGGAUACCACAUGUCAAAUACAUCUGUCCCCAUGCUCCAACCAUGCCAGUUUCCUUAAAUAUGAGAAUGUCGAUGCCCUCUUGGUUUGACAUCUAUGGAUUGAGCCCGGAUGCAGAUGAAGAUGAGUCUGGUAUCAAAAAAGCGUCAGAGAACAUUAAAGCCUUGAUAGACCAAGAGGUGAAGAAUGGCAUACCUUCUCACAGAAUUGUGCUGGGUGGAUUUUCACAGGGCGGAGCAUUGUCUCUCUACACUGCCCUGACAACUCAUCAGAAGCUGGCAGGAGUUGUGGCCCUGAGCUGCUGGCUUCCCCUUCGCAACUCCUUCCCUCAGGCUUCUGCCAACAGUGUUAACAAGGACAUGCAUGUCUUUCAAUGCCAUGGUGAUGCCGAUCCACUGGUCCCUUUCGUUUUUGGCAGCCAGACUGCGGAGAAGAUGAAAAACCUCAUCAAUCCAGCCAACAUCACCUUCAAACCCUAUCGGGGACUACCUCAUAGUGCCUGCCCAGAGGAAAUGGUGGACAUCAAGCGGUUUAUAGAAAAGCAGCUUCCUCCUAUCAGCAAUGAAUGAGCUCGAGAGUGGCUGCGCCCUCGCACAGCUCGCUCAUCAGAGUCUUUUGAACUUGGCUCCUGUGGUUCUCCGUUGACCUGUGGAAUCACUGACUUGAUUUGAUACAAUACAGCCCCUGCUGCUACUCUCAAAGCUGGACUGGACUGGGGGCCAGACGAUGGCCCCAGAAAAGGCAUGACUGAAAUCACACAGUAUUCCAGACUGCAGCCACACACACCCGAACCUCAGAGUUACGGUAGAGUAACAUUAGUCGCCGCUGUUGUUGAUUGUAUAGCUAUUUGCUAUUCAAAAGCCAUUUCUCGCAAGAAACUACUGCAUUUGAAAAAAAAAUAGGGCUAUAUUUUAAGGUUUAAUACUUAAGAUCUCACAAUAAAUGGCUUGUGGCUGGGAUAUGUCGACAGUCAUGUAGAAGCAGUUACCAACAAAGCACAAUGAAUAAGGUUACAUAAGUGUAUGAUAUAAAAAAAAAUCUUUGAUGAGUAGCCCUUACAUGUGACUUUUAAAAUUAGCAUUGGACUGUAUAGAAUAGACUACAUAGAUUAUAUAAGAUUACAUUCAUAUUUAGUCACGCAACUGAAAAAGGCAUACAACAUACAACUGUGCUUUAUUUAGUUUGUGAAUACACAAACAUGAAAUACACAAAUAUACCAGUGCUCAUAGUCAUGUAUUAUCUAACUUAUGUUUCCCUGUUUUUUUUUCUUUUAAAUUAAAUAUGACUAAUAUCACAGUAUUUAAACACACAGGCAAGUUCAACUUUCAGAUAUCAGCUCGUCAGUUGUAAAAAGUACUUUUUUUUUUUUUUUUUAACGAGAAGAGCACCAACAUUGUAUGAGCUCAUCGUUGCACCAUUCAGAUUAGGCUGAAUGUGUCGUUGUAAAAGAUCUUUAUAUCAAGGCACUUUCCUUCUUAAGUUAAUAUCAAAUAAAACCCACGUGUUUCUACAAGAACUGAUUAUGCAUUAAGGCUGACGAUAUACCUAAACACCAACGCAGUGCUCACAGAUUACAUGCUUUCCUUUGUAAAACAAUGUAGAAAAGUGCAAUGUCAAGCGCUAAGGGAGUAUAUAAAAAUAUAGGUUUUUUUUUUUGAACAAGAAACUGAUGCUGGACCUGGCGUUUGUUCUUGUUAGCGCCAAGGAUUUUGGUACGCUAAUAGUGGGUAAAUAAACAGUAAU
Messenger RNA from Lampris incognitus (smalleye Pacific opah), 1938 nucleotides. It is a transcript of the gene lypla1, whose product is annotated as lysophospholipase 1. The transcript has 10 exons. NCBI's taxonomy places the organism in Eukaryota, Metazoa, Chordata, Actinopteri, Lampriformes, Lampridae. Gene Ontology annotation, cellular component: cytoplasm. Gene Ontology annotation, biological process: protein depalmitoylation. The record is from RefSeq and is a predicted model, not a curated record. Bases 66 to 764 code for a protein of 232 amino acids. Gene Ontology annotation, molecular function: palmitoyl-(protein) hydrolase activity; carboxylic ester hydrolase activity.